Macrosiphum euphorbiae (potato aphid) is the source of this 2055-nucleotide messenger RNA. NCBI's taxonomy places the organism in Eukaryota, Metazoa, Arthropoda, Insecta, Hemiptera, Aphididae. The record is from the annotation of a GenBank genome assembly.
AUGGCUGGGGAACGUGAUGCUCGUGCGAAGGAGCGUGCAAUCCUGCGUAGGGAUCAAGUCAUCGCUCGAAUUCGCCAGAUACACUUAUUGGCCACAAGCUCAGCCACUGAUGAAGCUAGUAGAUCUCAACUAGCUGUGGCUAUUGUCGAUAUUGAUAGCUUGUGGGCCAGCUUUGUUAUUGAGAACAAUAAUCUUCUAGACAUACUUACCGAAUCGGAUUUGUUGGGGGAGUUUUCUGUGAACUUAGAAACUGAGACCCGUGCUUUGGUGGUAGAAGCUAAGGCCUUGUACAAGGCAUCUCAACCAACUCCAGCUUUUAAUGUCGGUGCGGUUCAACAAGUGUCGUAUGAGGGUAUAAUUGACCAAGCAAGUUCUUCUGCUGGGGGGUCGUCCAAGGAUUGCUCAGUUCCCUAUCCUCCGUUGGCUGUGGCACCUAUGAGGUUGCCUGAAAUCCCUCUGCCUACUUUUGAUGGUGAAUGCCACAACUGGCCAGCCUUUAGGGACAUGUUCGUCAAUUUGGUGGCUAACAACGAUAAGAUCCCGAAUGUUACCAAGUUCUAUUACCUGGUGGGGUGUCUGCAUGCUGAUCCGCAAGAAGUCAUCAAGGGAUUUUCGAUUUCAAAUGAGUCUUUUACUCUUGCCUGGGACGCAUUGAUCGAACGCUACGAUAAACCGCGCAGGUUAGCUUCGUCAAUAAUCGAUAAGUUAAUAUCCGCUCCCGCCUCGAAUUCUGAAAAUCUUGCAGUUCUGCAAACCUUUAUGUCGGUUUUCGACGAAAACAUCACGAUCCUGGAGUCGCUCCAGAUCCCGGAUCUAGCGUCGUUUCUGUUAUUUUCAUUGGCUGCUAGGUGUUUACCUACAUUCUCGAGACGUCUUUUCGAGGCUGAAAACAAUGAAGAAUAUCCGUCGAUACAGAGCGUGAUCAAGUUCGUUAAAACUAGAAUCCAGGUUCUUGAAAAUGCAGGUGUACAAUCGGCAGGAAGCUCCUCCUCGAAGUCGGCCAAUAUCAAGAAAACUGGUUUCCGUCGGGAACCGAAGACCGCAUUAGUAUCGACGCCCAAACCUUCGACGUCCAAACAUUCCUCGACCAAACCUACUUCGGCGUCAUGUUACGUUUGUUCCGGUGCUCACCAGCUAGCUGAUUGCGCGAAAUUUAAGGCUUGCUCGGUCGAUGAACGCUACAAGGUGGUGUGCACGCAUCGCCUUUGCAUGGUCUGUUUGAAUCACGGGCACAUGUCGUUUAAGUGUUCCUCUUCGUGCUCCAUAUGCAAGAGGCGCCAUCAUGCGCUACUACAUCGAGAUCAGGAACCGUCGAAAUCCGCUCCUCCGGCUGCCAUGUUAGGCCGCCAACAAGCCCCAACGGUCUUGCUCGGGACCGCUUUGGUACAUGUACGAGAUACAAUUGGCAGUUGCCAGACCGUGCGCGCUCUGAUCGAUUCGGCAUCGCAGAUCAGUGCAAUCACAUCGGCUUGCUGUAACCGCUUGGGAUUACAGCCCUCGCGAUGGACAGUACCUGUGACUGGUCUUUCCGGCCAGAAGGUUCCGGAUGUACAGGGUAUUGUUCAGCUGACGAUCCAGCCAAGGGAUAAGCCAACGCCAGCGAUCCAGGUCAAGCCUUGGGUACUCUCUACCAUCACGUCAGAUAUGCCAGCUCGACAACUGCCAGUUCAGGUACGAGCCAAAUGCAGCCAUCUGAUGUUGGCCGACCCAAGCUUCGAUGAGCCAGCUCCAGUUGAGAUGCUCAUUGGCGCGGAUAUAUUUCCCCAAGUAUGGAAGAACAAGUUCAGCUCGUUGGGUCCAGGUUUCCCUUCCGUUUACAGCUCAGUAUUUGGUUGGGUGCUAAUUGGUCCUGUUCAGGAGCACCCAGAUAUUGGUGCACAAGCUAUGUUGGUGUCGCUAGUAUCGUCCAUGGAAUCCAUCAUAGAAAGGUUUUGGAAGGUGGAGGAACCUGAAGCUGCUCCGCCUCAGUUCACCGAAGACGGAUUGUGUGAAGAACUGCUCAAUUCGGAGAUGCGCAAGGAUCAAGCCCAUCAACCCUCAACCUAUGAUGGCUGA